GUCUUGGUCCUUUUUGUUCCCUCCAUUCUUCCGAUUCAAUCAGCUGAGUCAUUUGGUACCAUGUUUUUUCAUGGAAUCCCUACAAUUCACACCACCACACUUCCACCAAACCCAAUUGCAUUUCAUGAACAAAUUCUCUUCCAAACUCAUACCCUCCCUUUCCUUCACUUCCUCCGUUGACAUCAGACCCUUCUGUUCUUCUUCUUCUUCAACCCAAACCCAGAAUCUGAAUCAGCCUCAAAUCAUAGUUCCUGAGAGAAGGCGUAGGGUUAAGGCUUCUGAUGCUCAACUCAAAGAGAAUUGGUUGGACUCACUCUCAUACCCUUUUCCAGAAAAGACCCAUCUUUUCAAUGACCCAACCCGCAUCGAUGACGGGUCCAAAUGGGUACUUGGUAUCGACCCGGAUGUAUCUGGUGCCGUGGCGCUGUUGAAAACACAUGGUUCUGUUUGUUCAGCUCAGGUAUUUGACUCUCCUCAUGUGAAAAUACUUGUUGGGAAGAACAAAAGAACUCGAAGACGCUUAGAUACCAAAUCUGUUGUUCAGUUGGUUCGUAGUUUUGAAGCUCCAAUCGGAACCACAGCAUAUAUAGAGCAGUCGCUCCCUUAUCCACAAGAUGGAAAGCAGGGCUGGUGGAGUGGAGGAUUUGGGUAUGGGCUGUGGAUUGGCAUCUUAGUUGCCUCAGGUUUUUCUGUUAUUCCAGUGCCAUCUUUUACUUGGAAAGCAAAAUUUGAACUCUCUGGAAGCAGGACUGCAAAGGAUGAUAGCAGGAGAGUUGCUUCCACAUUAUUUCCUUCGGUGACUUCCAUGUUAAGUAGGAAAAAAGAUCAUGGAAGGGCAGAAGCUUUACUAAUUGCUGCAUAUGGCCAAGACCAAAUCAAUGGCUUGGAACCUUGCGACUCCAUCUUUGACAAAUUUAAAACUUGAAAGUUGUUUAGCUCCAAUCCCUACAUUUUUUCUCUCCCUUCUGAAAAAUUUGACUACCAAUUGUGAUUGUUCCAAAUACUA
This is a messenger RNA of Abrus precatorius (Indian licorice), 1006 nucleotides long. RefSeq names its product Holliday junction resolvase MOC1, chloroplastic. Gene Ontology annotation, molecular function: crossover junction DNA endonuclease activity. The coding region runs from base 71 to 925 and encodes 284 amino acids. The transcript has 6 exons. NCBI's taxonomy places the organism in Eukaryota, Viridiplantae, Streptophyta, Magnoliopsida, Fabales, Fabaceae. The record is from RefSeq and is a predicted model, not a curated record.